Molecule: messenger RNA, 780 nt
Organism: Brassica oleracea var. oleracea
Lineage: Eukaryota; Viridiplantae; Streptophyta; Magnoliopsida; Brassicales; Brassicaceae
Exons: 2
Coding region: 1-780 (259 amino acids)
Source: RefSeq, a predicted model, not a curated record
AUGGUAUCCAACAGCUUCCCAGCUGCCGAACACAACGUCAUGAUUGUUUCAGACAAGGUGAGUGCAAUAAUCCAAGGCGAAACUCCGAUCAGGAGACCUGAUCCGGGCAGUUUUGUUUUGGAUUGCAGCAUACAAAACAAGAGUUUUCCUCGAUCCCUUUUUGACCUGGGAUCCAGCGUAAAUCUAAUGCCGCACUCUGUCGCGAUAUCCCUGGGAUACGACGAGUUCAAACCAACCAAAAUAACUUUGGUUCUUGCUGAUAAGUCCGUUAAAGUACCUGAGGGAGUACUAGAUGAUGUGCCAAUAAGGAUUAAUGACUGUCACGUACCAACGGACUUCGUUAUGUUGAAAUACCAGAAUGAACCAAAAGAUUCCCUCAUUUUAGGUAGACCACUUCUAGCUACCGCUGGUGCGAUCAUCGACGUGAAACGACCCUUAAUCGAUAAACAAACCUCUUACAUGGAUGAAAUCUUUGAGUUGGCUGAAAAAGCCUUCAUAGACGUAUGCUCAGAUGUUCCCAUGGAAAAAGUUCUCACAUUUACCGAAGAGGAGACGUUUAGCAACAGCAGCAGGGCUGAUGAAUACGCGCAAUUAAUGGACGCAAGUGUAGAAUUAGCAAAUGUCGAUGACAUGGAGAAUGACGAUUUGGAAAUCAACGUCGAUCGAUAUUUGAAGGCCGCCUUCGAUCGACCAUCCUCGCUAGAAAACUGGGAUCCCGAGAAAGCACCAAAAAUUGAGUUAAAGCAACUACCUGCCAGACUCAAAUACUCUUUUCUCUAA